AUGACAGAAAAAGAAACAAUUGUCCUCAUCCAUGGCGCUUUCACAAACUGCGCCGACUGGAAGCAGAUAGCCUCGGAUCUUGACCAAUCCUUCCACGUCCUGACCCCGGACCUACCCGGCCAUGGAGAUGCCGCAGAAACAAGAUUCACGAUGGGUAAAGCAGCCGAUACAAUCCACACACUCAUCCAAAGCUCUGCAACAGGCGGAAAGGCCAUAGCCUGCUUUCUGAGGAUGGUUUGCGCUUGGAUUGGAUCCAGUUUCGUUGGCCGCGCUGGUGUCAUGAGAGAACUUGCAAGCUGA
Messenger RNA from Penicillium canescens, 300 nucleotides. Its product is annotated as alpha/beta fold hydrolase. The transcript is spliced from 2 exons. NCBI's taxonomy places the organism in Eukaryota, Fungi, Ascomycota, Eurotiomycetes, Eurotiales, Aspergillaceae. The record is from RefSeq and is a predicted model, not a curated record. Bases 1 to 300 code for a protein of 99 amino acids.